UGCCCCGGGAGUGGCGGCGGCGGCGCGGGUCGGGUGCGCGGCGCAGCCUCCUGUGCUGGAAUGUGCGGCUCCCGCGAGCUCAGGGCGCAGGAGCAGAGCAAGCGCCGCCGAGGCCUGGGGCCCCAGAGCCCGCUGUGGCUGGCGGCGGCGGCCCGGAGCGCAGGGCGCGAGCCCGCGGCCUGAACACUCCCUGCAGCCCCACUGGGUCUUUGAGGGCCUCGACGGGCCCAGCGGCCAACUUUUCCAGCGCCUCCCUCCCCUCCCCCGAAACUCCUGCAACAAAGAAAAGUAGUCCGUGAAGGAGCGGCGACGCGGGUCGUCGCCCCUCGUCGGCCAGGAAGGCCGAGCACAGACAUGGCCACCCAGGUGAUGGGGCAGUCUUCCGGAGGAGGAGGGCUGUUCACGGGCAGUGGCCCCAUGGGCAUGGCCUUGCCAAAUGACAUGUACGACUUGCCCGAUCUCUCUCGAGCUGAACUGGCUGCGCCUCAGCUCAUCAUGUUGGCAAACGUGGCCUUAACUGGGGAAGUAAAUGGCGGCUGCUGUGAUUAUGUGGUUGGCGAAGAAAGACAGAUGGCAGAAUUGAUGCCUGUUGGGGAUAGCAACUUCUCAGAUAGUGACGGAGAAGGACUUGAGGAGUCUCCUGAGGUGAAAGGCGAACCCAGUGGGCUGGAGAAGAUGGAACUGGAAAGUUUGGAACUCAGCGUUGUCCAGCCACGGCCUGUGUUCGAGGCGUCAGCUGCCUCAGAAACGUACAGCUCCAACAAAGACCUUCCUCAGGAGACGCCCGCAGCAGAGGACAAGUGCAAGACCUUGAAGACCAAACCCUUCCGCUGUAAACCGUGCCAGUACGAGGCCGAAUCUGAAGAGCAGUUUGUGCAUCACAUCCGAGUUCAUAGCGCCAAGAAAUUUUUUGUGGAGGAAAGUGCAGAGAAGCAAGCAAAAGCCAGGGAAUCCGGCUCUUCUCCUGGGGAAGAGGGCGAUUUCUCCAAGGGCCCCAUCCGCUGUGACCGCUGUGGCUACAACACCAAUCGCUAUGAUCACUACACUGCUCACCUGAAACAUCACACCCGAGCCGGGGACAAUGAGCGUGUCUACAAGUGCAUCAUAUGCACGUACACCACAGUGAGCGAGUAUCACUGGAGGAAGCACCUGAGAAACCACUUUCCAAGGAAGGUGUACACAUGUGGGAAAUGCAACUAUUUUUCAGACAGAAAAAACAAUUAUGUUCAGCAUGUUCGAACUCAUACAGGUGAACGUCCGUAUAAAUGUGAACUUUGUCCUUACUCAAGUUCUCAGAAGACUCAUUUAACCAGACAUAUGCGUACUCAUUCAGGUGAGAAGCCAUUUAAGUGUGACCAGUGCAGCUAUGUGGCCUCUAAUCAACAUGAAGUAACCCGCCACGCAAGACAGGUUCACAACGGGCCCAAACCUCUAAACUGCCCCCACUGUGACUACAAAACAGCAGACAGAAGUAACUUCAAAAAGCACGUGGAGCUGCAUGUGAAUCCACGGCAGUUCAACUGCCCUGUGUGUGACUAUGCAGCUUCCAAGAAGUGUAAUCUGCAGUAUCAUUUCAAAUCUAAGCAUCCUACGUGUCCUAAUAAAACCAUGGAUGUCUCAAAGGUGAAACUAAAGAAAACCAAGAAGCGAGAGGCUGACUUGCCUGAUAACAAAAUCACCAGUGAGAAACCAGAAACAGAGCAGGCAAAAGUAAAGGGGGAUGUGACUGGGAAGAAAAACGAGAGGUCUGUAAAAGUGGAGAAGAAAGAGAAUGUUUCAAAAGAGAAACGGCCUUGUAGUAACGCCUCAAGCCAGGUGACCACCAGAACUCGCAAAUUGGCCAUGGAAGCGAAAGAAGUGGAUGUGUCCCCAGGAAACAAUUCAGAAAAGAGCUGCAGAAGCAAGAAAAGCAAAAGGAAGGUGGAAGCUGAAGCCCAUUCCUUACAAGAGCCUGUUAAUGAUGAGGAACCUGUGACAAAGAAGAAAAAGAAGGCAGAAAGCAAAUCCAAAAAUAGUCAGGAAGUGCCAAAGGGUGACAGCAAAGUAGAGGAGAAUAAAAAGCAAAACAUUGGCAUGAAAAACAAGAGGAAAACCGUGAGAAGUAAACCAUGUAAGAAGAGCAGCCAGCCUGCUCAGAGGAGGCCCCCUCAGAUGGAGUCUGCUCAGGUGGGGUGUGUGCAGACGGAGCCGCCCCCUCCUCCUCCCCCUUCCCCUCCCCCUCCUGUGGGGGGUGUUGAGGUCGAGGUUGUCCAGAAGGGGCCUGUUCAGAUGGAGCCUCCUCCUCCCAUGGAGCCUGUUCAGGCGACCCCUGUUCAGAUGGAGCCUCCUCCUCCCAUGGAGCCUGUUCAGGCGACCCCUGUUCAGAUGGAGCCUCCUCCUCCCCUGGAGCCUGUUCAGGUGACCCCUGUUCAGAUGGAGCCUCCUCCUCCCCUUCCCCCUCCUCCCCCAGAGCCUGCUCAGGUGGGGUCUGUUCAGACAGAGCCUCCUCCUCCCCCUUCCCCUCCUCCUCCUGUGGGGGAUGCUGAGAUGGAGGUGGUUCAGACGGGGCCUGUUCAGACAGAGCCUCCUCCUCCCACAGAGCCGAUCCCCAGAAGGUCUCCUCGCAAAGAUCAUAGAAAGGAGAAGUCCAGCAUGCUGAGUGAAAGGGCGCGGAAGGAGCAGGUCCUCAUUGAGGUCGGCUUAGUGCCUGUUAAAGACACGCAGCGUCUGAAAGAAAGUGCCUGUGCUCAGGAUCUCUCCCCACCAUCACCACCCCUGCCAAAGGAAAACUUAAACGGGGAGGAAUCGAAAGACCAACAUUUGUUCCCUGCAGGCGAAGGAAAGAAAGAAGCCCCUCCUCAAAAAGCGGGAGCAGAAGAGGCAGAUAAGAGUCUAGCUGGUCUUGGUGCUGUUAUCAAGGCAUCUGCCAACACUUCAUCCUCUGAACAAAACUUGAAUAUGCCAGAGGGUGAAACUUCAGAGGAUAAACAUCAGGCCGAAGCUAUGCUCUGUGAAAUGGAGGUGGACACUGACGAGAAGAAAGCAGAGAAUUUCCCCAGCAAAGACGUGGCAGUUGAAGAACCAGUUUCACCACCACUUCCUGCUCUGCCGCUAGAAAAACAUGAAGCGGUGUCCACAGCGGCUGUGGCGUCCCCUCCUCUCACCGUGGCAGUGAGUGAGUCUCAGGAAAUGGAUGAAGACGAAGGCAUCCACAGUCACGAUGGGAGCGACCUGAGUGACAACACGUCAGAGGACAGUGACGAUUCUGGAUUGAACGGGGCUCGGCCAGUCCCACAGGAGACCAGUGGGAAAGAUGGAAAGGAGGCCUUGGCUGCCAGAGUGGCCGAGGGAGAUUUCGUUUGUAUCUUCUGUGAUCGUUCUUUUCGAAAGGAAAAAGAUUACAGCAAACACCUCAAUCGCCAUCUGGUCAAUGUAUAUUUCCUUGAAAAGGCAGCUCAAGGGCAGGAGUAAUGACACUCUGGUCAAGGUUUCAGUUCUUGGUGGAUAAGGUCUCUGACAUUUUAUAUUCAUUUGCAGUAGUAGACAGCCUUUUUUUAAAAUUAAUUACUGUCCAAUCUUGAUUUUUAAGUGGCACUCUUUUUUUCUUAGGACUCGUGUACCUGCUCGUGUACACAUUUUAGUAAAUCCAAGGGAGUUAGUAUACUAAACCAGCAGUCAUCUGAACAUGUUACCUUUUUAAAAAUAUUUUUAUCUUUUGCCUUUAACUGAACCAAGGAUGCCAAAGUGGUAUUAGAGCAUUCUAUCAAUUUGUUCAGUUAUAACUUGUCAGUUUUUUCCUGUCUUCCUGUUUCACUUUAGUUUAUUCUUCAUUCCUUGUUUAGCCCUAUAAAAAUUGGCUUACUUAAAUAGCAAAUUACUUGAAGAAUUUGCCUGCUUCAUAUAAAGUUAGCACUUUAAAAUUGUAUUAAAGAUGAGAAAAUACAUUGAAUUUGAAGAGAAAUUCUGCCAGCAUUUGAUAUUCUGUCAGUUCAGGUAUUUACUUCCUGAGCUUUGAUCAAUAGGUAUUUCUUAUUUGUGUAUAUGUUAAUUGUCAUAAAAACACUGAUUUUGGUGUGUUUUUUUGUUUCGGUGCUUUAAUGGCUUAAGAUAUUGCACUUUUUAAAUCUAUGCAGUUACAUUUUUUUUCCUAGAACUACCAUUUGUGUUGAACAGUAACACUUUAUACAUAUAUUUGCAUUUUAUUUUUUCCUCUUUGGAGGGAUGCUUUUAAUCUUGUUUGCAAAAGGGCAGGUGUUUUUUUUUCCCCUUGCUGCAACUGUCUUGCAGAAUAUUAUUGUGUGCAAAUUUCUGAGCAAAUGAAAUAUGCAGGUUCAAUUCAUAUAUAUGCCAGAGUCUGCGUUUCAUAUGUUAUUUAUUUUAAAUGGAUGUAGUGAAAUCAUAGCUCUCAGUUUGAACUUUAGAAUAAAUAAACCACUAGGUCUAUGUUGAAUGGAUAUUUAUCUCAAAUAUCAACCAUAAGUAAAUUUUUGACAUGUCUUAGUACAUCUGCUUCCUUAAAGUGCAGUGUUAAAUCGUAUCUUAGAGGAAAACCUCAUUUGUAGAUGGUUGUUGUUUAUGUCUACUCCGCUGAAUAAAGAGCUGUAAUUUUUAUUUGGAAACUGCAAAUCUGGAACUAGGAGGGAUAAUGACUCCUUCAAGUUACACACAGUGUCAGUUUGUGAGAUUCCAAAGCCAUCGCAGUUACACAGAAAACCUGGAAUGGGAAAGGCAGUGUGAGUGCUGGUAGACCAGCUGCUCCUUCCUGUGAGCACAGUGGAAGAGGCUGGUGAAGCUGAAGUUCAGUCCAGAUUUUAAAAAUCACACUUUCUCAGGGAUCUCCACCAACUAGUGGGUGUCCUGGCUGUUCCUGUGACUGCCUUUUUCUAUAGAUGAGGCCUCAAAUGAGUUGCAGCUAUUCUGGUGUUCCUAUGAGGGUACUUUGUAUGGAAGAGUAUAUACUCCCAAACUUUGCUGGUAGAUUCUUUGGCCAGUCACCAAAGAGUAUGAAAGAAUCCAGCAAAGGAUUUUUCUUAUUGCUAGCAGUUACUCAUCGUAGUCCAGUAAAGUAUGAUCCCCAUAGGGAGCCUUGAAUAAUUUCAACCCUCCCAUAUUCUAUUCUGAAAUACCACUUUAUAUUUCAUUUAUAUUCUUUUGUCUGAUAAUGUCUGAGAAAGGUUUCAGAGUUCAGCAGUGCAACGUGAAAGAUUAGGAAAACUAUUGAAGUAUUGGUGGGAAACUUGAUAAAAAAUCAUAGAUUGAAGUUUGUUAAAAGACAUUUGAACUUGGAAUUGACUGGGAGGCCAAAGAUAUAAAGAAGCAGAAGACUUUCUCAAGACAUGAGUAAGUUGUGUGUUACUGGUCUGCGUUUUGUGUGCAUGAUGGGGAUUUGUUGAAUGAUGUUGAAUUCUAAGCUCCGACAAUCAUUGUCAACGGAAGAUCAAGCUGCAAAUAUUUAUGUUUUAAAACUUAAAUUAUAAGGCUAGUUAAACCUUUCUAACUAUUUUUAAUGUUCAUGGGUACAUUUUGUAUGUUACCUUUGAACAGUACAUGUGAAAAAAUUCAUGUUAAGUACAAAUUGCCAACUGGGAAUCAGUUUGGGAAAGAGGUUUUGUGGAUUCUUUGAUACUUCAAAAAAAAAAUUUUGACUUCUGGGGAAUUUGGUUAAUUUUCUUAUCUAGAUUUUAAGGCUAGAAUGCCAAAAGUAAAUAUAUGAAGGAAAUUAAAACCCUUUAUUAAAGUGAUCUGUGAAAACAUUGUUACUGGAAAUUGAGUGGACUUGAGGCCUUUCUUCCAGAAAACAAGGACUUGACUGUCAGGCCUAUAUUAGGUUCUGAAACUUAAUGCCAUGUAUUUGUACUUAUUAAAAAUUGUUUCAAUGAAAAGUGUAUUAGUAAUAAGAACUUCUGGUCUAGUUGGGAGUUCUUCCAUUUAAAAAAUGUGAUAUUUACGUGGAGCUGUUUUGAGUCUUUUUGUUUUCUCAGUUUCCCCUCCACUGGAUAGGAUUGAAGCUAGAAUUUUCCCUUUUGAUAAAGGAAUGAAAGGUGAACAUGUUAUUUGUAAAUUGAUAUUUAGUCCUAGAGCAAAAGUUGAAAGACUAGAAUAUGUUAUAAGCCUAAUCCUAGGUAGCCUUAUAAAAAUAUCUCUUUUAACUAUCUUCUGAACCUAUAUUCACAUUGGUUUUUAAGAUAUAUUAAGUUAUAUAUUUUUUCUCUUUUCAGAGCUGCUUCUGUGGGGCUGCCCCCCUCUUUGUUUUUUUUUUUUUUUAAUAAAUUGAGGUGUCAUUCACAAAGGGCUGCAUUUUUUGAAAGAUUUCUUACAACUAUGGCUGGGUGUUUUAGUCUUCCAAGAAGGGCCAUUGUAACUUUAUUGUAACUUUAGAAGUGACUUCUGAAGUCAAGUGGUCUUUAACUUUGGGGACUACUUUGCAUGUAAGUGCUAAUUCAGAUUUAAGCUUGAGUUAUCGCAUAUCAUCCCAUGAAUAUUGACAAUGGACAGAAUACCUUUCCUGUAGUUUCAGUUCUAGACUGAAAAGCUUGGGAAGAAACUUCAUUUUCUUUUUUGCACAAAUCAGAAAAAUAGCUACUGUGCAGAGUUUCCUUGUUGACCUCAGCAGGUGAACUGGACUGCUAGUUUUAAUUCAGACUAGAUUGGAUGGCUUUUAUAUUUUCACAUGUAUACAUAGACUCUGCAUUUUCAUCAACAUCCAUUAGUUAUUGAACUUUAUGAACUGGCAUUGAGACAUUACAACAGUGUUUUGUUGCGCCAACUUUAUUAAUUUUUACAGUGCAAUACAUGCUAUUUUUCAGAGACAAACCAAAGUUUAAUUUCUCAAGGUUCAUGCUGUUUACUUCAGCAGCAUUUGAUGGAAGAUCUUUUAUAUACAUUUGUAAUAGAUAAAAAUAAACCAGACUGCAAAUCCUUUUUCUUUCUUUUUUAAAGCAAACCAUGUACCAAGUUUUUUGGUUCAAAUUGUGUAGGAUAAGUUAAAUUGCAUUCUAUUAACCAAUAUGUCUAUUUCUGUAAGUAUAGUUAUGUUGAAAUAAAGUUUUAAAACAUUUCA
This is a messenger RNA of Cervus elaphus (red deer), 7039 nucleotides long. RefSeq names its product RE1-silencing transcription factor-like. Bases 355 to 3450 code for a protein of 1031 amino acids. Gene Ontology annotation, biological process: regulation of gene expression. The transcript has 4 exons. The record is from RefSeq and is a predicted model, not a curated record. Gene Ontology annotation, cellular component: nucleus. Lineage: Eukaryota; Metazoa; Chordata; Mammalia; Artiodactyla; Cervidae.